AUGCAACCGGACUUUGAGCAAAGAAGCAAGGGGCCUCGGGCCUGUACCACCUGCGCCAAGGCGAAGGCGAGAUGUAUCUCGGGGCCAGAAGGGAGUAACAAGUGUGAGCGAUGCCACCGGCUCCGGAAGCCCUGCGGCUCCCAGACCCCUGCGCCGCCGAGGCCGAAAAGGGACCCCAGGCCGACAAAGGUGUCGGAGCUCGAGAAGAGGUUGGACGAGUUGACGACGCAGCUGAGCACGACCCAAGGUAGCGCUGGUGUCAGUGCCAGUGCUGGUGCCGCCGUCGCCAACGGCACCGUCGUAGGCAGCGCCAACUCCCCGCUGCCGCCGAGCAACAGCAUCAAGCCGGCGUCGGCGAGGAUCCCGAUCAACUGCGAUCACCUUUUCCCUCCCGCGGAGGUGCUCAUGGGCGACGCAACCGGGGCCGGGGCGUCCGACACGUCGCCGGCGCCGAGCGCGUCGACGGCGGACGACCACCACACCGUCAGCAGCCACGGCGUGAGCCAGCCCGACAUCCCCGGCGAGUCGCCGUGGCCGCUGAACAACGAGCAAAACAUCUUGUUGCAGACUUUCGUGGAUGAUCUGCAGCCGCUGUACCCGUUCGUGGUGGUGCCGCCCAACAUGGGCCCGGCGCAGCUGGCUGCCGAGAGGCCGUACCUGUGGAAGGGGAUCCAGAUGACGGCGCGCCACCUGGACGCGACGAAGCAGGUGACGCUGGGGAACGAGCUGCUGCAGGACAUCGUGCAGGCGGCGUUUACGAAGCCCAGGAGGAAUCUGGAUGUGCUCCAGGGGCUCCAGCUUCUGAUUGCAUGGUUCCACUACAACAUCAACAGUUAUCAGCUUACGAACCUUCUGUUUCUGGCGAGGUCCAUGUGCGUCAGCCUGGGCUUCAAGGAGAACCCGAUCCAGUUCAAGGAGCGGGGGAAAGGGGGCGCCUGCAGCAUCAGUGUACAGAACUCCGAUGCAGAUUCCAAGACGAAGGUGCAGACCAAGGAACAGAUCUCGGCGCGGCUCGAACUGAUGAGGGCAUUUGCCGGUUGUUACUACCUCAACACGCUUGUUUUCACGACGAACAAGCGGCCGGACGCUUUCAUGAACGCCACGCACCUCGAGUCGUGCUGCCGCCAGAUCGAAGAGGUCGCCGAGUACCCGAGCGACGUGCUCCUGGUGCAGCUGUUCAAGAUCCAGCACCUCGCGCAGACCAUCUCCCUGACGCUUGGGGCCGAGAGCACGAGCUUCCAGUCACUGCAGCUGCCGCUGACCAUGGUCGUCCAGUCGUUCCAGCAGCAGCUCGACAUCUUCAAGACGUCGAUCCCGGACCACCUUAAGAACAACCUCGGUCUCCUCACCCACGUCGGCAUCGCCGAGGUCCUCCUCUACGAGAUUGGCAUCCCCGAGAGCCAGGGUCCCGCAUCCUUCAUCUCGCUGACGGAACGCCUCGAGCUGCUCUGGGGUUGCUGUAGCGCCGCCAAGACGUUCCUCGACCUGCGCUUCCCGCGCAACAACAGCAGGAGCGUCCAGCCGCGCUUCACGUGCCUCAGCUCGUCCGACUUCCUCUACGUCUUCAUCGUGUCCCUGAAGCUCAUGACGCUCGAGGUGCCCGGCUGGGACCUGCCGCUGGUCCGGAAGCACCUGGACCUCGCAGGGGUGGUGGAGAGCCAGGUCGAGCAUCUGGAUGUCUUUGUGGCGCACAGGAGCGGGCGUUUCAGGGUCGCCACCGGCGGCGGCGGCGCCGCCGCCGCUACAAAUACAUCGACAGGGACUGGGGCUGGGGCUGGAACAUCACCGGCCGCCUCGCCGACGGACGUACCCGGCCCGAACGUUGUCGACCCGUUCCUGCGGCUAACGGAGAUGCUGCGGUACUUCAAGGAACUACUCAAGGGCGAGCUGAGCGGGUUCCGGUCGCAGCCCGUCAUCCAGGAGCCGAUUCAGCUGCCGGCGAACCUGUCGGACGGCACGCAGGCCAUGAUCCGGGACCUGGACGCCAACUUCUGGAGCAGCGUCCUGGGCGAGGGGGACGCCGAGACGUGGGACUUCGGGCCCAUGCUUCCCACCAUGGACUGGACUGCCACUUGA
Messenger RNA from Colletotrichum higginsianum IMI 349063, 2076 nucleotides. RefSeq names its product tRNA processing endoribonuclease. The record is from RefSeq and is a predicted model, not a curated record. Gene Ontology annotation, molecular function: DNA-binding transcription factor activity, RNA polymerase II-specific; transcription cis-regulatory region binding; zinc ion binding. The transcript is spliced from 5 exons. Gene Ontology annotation, cellular component: nucleus. Gene Ontology annotation, biological process: regulation of DNA-templated transcription. Lineage: Eukaryota; Fungi; Ascomycota; Sordariomycetes; Glomerellales; Glomerellaceae. The coding region runs from base 1 to 2076 and encodes 691 amino acids.